AUGAGUUCCGGAGAAUUUUACAAUAUCGUGAAGCUGGUGCCAAAGCCCGGGAAGUUCAACGAGGUCGUUGAGGCGUUCAAAACCCUAAGCAAAUACGUCGAGGCCAAUGAACCCAAGACGCAGAUCUACUAUGCCGUCCAGCCGUACAACACUGAAGAGCUGGUGAUCGUUGAAAAAUACACCGAUACGGAGAACCUCAAGGCGCAUGCAUCGACUCCAGAGUUCAAGGCCUUUUCCAAGGCCAUUGGGCCUUGUCUUGCGCAGCCUCCGCAGAUGCAGAGGGGAGGGUUUGUUGCUGGGUUCGCGGGCAGAUCGAAGCUUUGA
Messenger RNA from Aspergillus terreus NIH2624, 324 nucleotides. Its product is annotated as putative quinol monooxygenase. The record is from RefSeq and is a predicted model, not a curated record. Bases 1 to 324 code for a protein of 107 amino acids. The transcript is spliced from 3 exons. NCBI's taxonomy places the organism in Eukaryota, Fungi, Ascomycota, Eurotiomycetes, Eurotiales, Aspergillaceae.